CUGGAGUAUCUUAAAUUCUUUGACAUUCACUCGUUUGAAGGACUUGCUAUUUCGAGAGUGAUACUGUAUUAGUGAAACAUUUUCCUAUAAAUGUAAGCCUUCUGCUCCACAUAUUCAGCACCUAGGCCUAGUGAUAUCUUGACAUCUUCAUUGAAAAAAAUGCUAUUGCUAGAAAUUCUUCUAAUAAAUAAUUGUAUGGACAACUAGUAGAAACGUAUAGAAAAUGUCGAUUUCCAGCUUUGUAUUUGACAAAUAUGACACUGUUUCAAUGCCGUUUUUCUCCCUUUCUCUGGUUCGCAAUGCGCGUGCGCUCUGCAUCCAUCUGUGUACCACACAUCGAGGAAUUUGUAAGCUUAAAUAAAGAUGCUCAACGUAUCGGCUCCGUGGUGCCUUCGAAUCGGCGAAACUGAUUUAUCCUGAAAGGAAAACAGAAGAGCAGAACUCAAUAUAGGAUUUUAACAAACCUUUCCACAACCCAUUAAAGUCAUAGUGUAUCAUAAAUCAAUUCCAGCUAUGGAAUUGAAGAAAUCAAUUUCCGAUACCGAGCGCUCAUUGAAGAGCUACGGCUCUGUAUCCGAAACGGAAUGGACAAAAGACAAAGAUGAGUCAGAUGUGUCCAUGGCAGAGAGCAUCAUGUCUCCAGAUGAGAUUGAAGUGGAGAUGGCUCGCAUCCAGCGCCUCAGAGAGGUGCUAGUAAGGAGGGAGUCUGAACUGCGCUUUAUGGCGGACGACAUCCAGCUCUGCAAAGACAUCAUGAGUCUGAAACAGGAGCUGAGGAAGGUGGUAACUGUACCAGAGAGAGAGAAGACCAAGAAACAGAGACAGUGGGAGGAGGAGUUGAUCCUGAAAAUCCAUAAACUGGUGCAGAAGAGGGAUUUCCUAGUGGACGAUGCAGAGGUGGAGAGAUUAAGGUAGAACUGUGGUCCGAGGGAGAUGGAGGGAGGGAAGUGG
Salvelinus fontinalis (brook trout) is the source of this 951-nucleotide messenger RNA. RefSeq names its product bMERB domain-containing protein 1-like. The record is from RefSeq and is a predicted model, not a curated record. Gene Ontology annotation, biological process: negative regulation of microtubule depolymerization. The coding region runs from base 514 to 915 and encodes 133 amino acids. Lineage: Eukaryota; Metazoa; Chordata; Actinopteri; Salmoniformes; Salmonidae. The transcript has 4 exons. Gene Ontology annotation, cellular component: microtubule cytoskeleton.